CGGAAGUAAAUGUUGCUCAGUGUUCCGAUGGGUAAACAAAAGGAGUGAAAUACUGUAGUCAUAACAGCACAUAUAUUAUAACAUCUGAUGAGUUGAUUGUGCUUUAUAUGUUUUGAAUGACUGUCGUGAUAUACCUUCCGUUUGGAGUUUGAUUGGGUAAACCAGUAAUGGACAGCGAGGCAUCAGACUUUGAGCGACGUCGCAGACCAGAGAUGUGUCUGGACCAGAGAAAUGCACCUGUGUAUUGUCUUUGUCGCAAACCGGACAUCAACUGCUUCAUGAUUGGUUGUGACAGUUGCAGUGAGUGGUUUCACGGAGACUGUAUUAAUAUAUCCGAGAAGACUGCCAAAACCAUCCGCGUAUGGUACUGUGAAAAGUGUCGAAGUAAAGAUGGAUCCUUAGAGAUUAAAUAUCGUCCCAAGAAGAGUCGUGGAAAAGAGAUGGAGCCGGACAGAACAGAAAAAGAGCCUGACACGCCGGAUUUCAAGAUGGAUGGACGGCGCGGGGCACGGAUCAAGCGUUCCGCUCGCAUGUGUGGAGAAUGCGAAGCCUGUAUGCGCACAGAAGACUGUGGACAGUGUGACUUCUGUAAAGACAUGAAGAAGUUCGGCGGCCCGAAUAAGAUCAGACAGAAGUGUCGACUGAGGCAGUGUGAAGUGCGGGCGAGGAAAAUGUUGCGAGUGAAGGAUGAGGAAUACUCCAUGUCUAAAGGCAGCGACCACCACUUUCAAGAUGGCCUGCUGUCUGAAGAUUACAGUGAUAAUGAGAUGGAGUUGUAUCAGCAGUACUGCGCCGGGCAGUAUGGAGACCACAGCACGGGUUGGAACAGUGAUGACGACGAUGGUUCAUACGGUGAUUCAACUAUUAGAAAGAGAGCUGUCAAGGUCAAGCAUGUGAAAAGAAGAGAGAAGCGAUCUGAAAAAAUGAAAGAAGAGAAUAAGCCUCGGAAGCACAAGCCAAAACAGAAGCACCGGGACAAGGUGAGACACAGCGAGAGGGCAGAGGUUCGAGACAGUGGAGGAGCCAGACAGUGCCUCGGACCUGGAUGUGUUGAAGCUGCACGUGCCAACUCCAAAUACUGCUCUGAUGACUGCGGCAUGAAGCUCGCAGCCAAUCGACUCUAUGAGAUCCUGCCCCAGCGUAUUCAGCAGUGGCAGCAGAGCCCAUGUAUCGCCGAGGAACAGGGUAAGAAACUUCUAGAGCGCAUUCGCCGUGAGCAGCAGUCGGCUCGAAUGCGACUCACUGAAAUGGAGAAACGAUUCCAUGAGCUGGAGGGCAUCAUCGCUAAAGCCAAACAACAGGUUGUGCAGCAUGAUGAAGAGGUGAAUGAGGGAGACGACGACACAGAUCUCCAAAUCUUCUGUGUGUCCUGCAGUCACCCGGUUAACCCCAAGGUAGCACUCCGUCACAUGGAAAGGUGCUACGCCAAGUAUGAGAGUCAGACAUCAUUUGGCUCCAUGUAUCCCACACGCAUAGAGGGUGCUACACGACUCUUCUGCGAUGUUUACAAUCCACAAAGCAAAACCUACUGUAAGAGGCUGCAGGUUCUGUGUCCAGAGCACUCCAGAGACCCAAAGGUCCCUGCAGAUGAGGUGUGUGGAUGUCCACUGGUCCGUGAUGUAUUUGAGCCUACCGGAGAGUACUGUAGGGUGUCCAAACGCAAAUGUAACAAGCAUUACUGCUGGGAGAAACUCCGAAGGGCUGAAGUGGACCUUGAACGAGUCAGAGUGUGGUACAAGUUGGAUGAAUUGUUUGAGCAGGAGCGCAAUGUAAGAACCGCCAUGACAAAUCGCGCAGGUCUCAUGGCCCUCAUGCUGCACCAGACAAUUCAACAUGACCCGAUUACCACAGACCUGAGGACCAGCAAGGACAGAUAAGAGUGAGCAGUUGAUUUCUGCUGAAGUCCCAUCAGUUUUGUGAAGAUAUAUCCUAGCAGUUGUUUGUUUAAUGAAAGCAUAAAACAUGUGCUACUCUCAUUAUGUUUGUGUAUUGCAAUCCUUUGACCCUUACCUCCACUCUUUGAAUGGUGCUGUAACAACAUUAAAUUGCUGUGCUUAAAUUUUUUUAGAUUUUUAAUAUAAUCUCAUAACGAUGUGUUUGUCUAGUUCAUUAAAAAGGUAAACUAUGAAACCGAAGCAAGAUUAAAAAAUAUUAUUGAGUGCUUUGUGAAAUGUCUGUUAUUGUAUGACGAGCUCAUUUCUGGUGCCUCUUCAGGACACAAAGGAAUUGUAAUUGAGCGCUCUCCAGCGGUUUAC
Molecule: messenger RNA, 2255 nt
Organism: Xyrauchen texanus (razorback sucker)
Lineage: Eukaryota; Metazoa; Chordata; Actinopteri; Cypriniformes; Catostomidae
Gene: cxxc1a
Product: CXXC finger protein 1a
Exons: 15
Coding region: 168-1877 (569 amino acids)
Biological process (GO): positive regulation of DNA-templated transcription
Cellular component (GO): Set1C/COMPASS complex
Molecular function (GO): DNA binding; zinc ion binding
Source: RefSeq, a predicted model, not a curated record